AAGUAUACUAAGUAUAUGAAUGAACGGCGGAGACAAAAAUCUGAAGAAUUUUGUUCAUGUGUCCCGCAUUUAUUUCUCUGUACACCUUUUUAAAAUUAUUUACGAUAUUUGUUAUCUCUUGAAAUGAAUUUUAAUUGAAAUUUGAAAAUAGCACAAUCCUUUCCUUCAAAACCCUUUUAAUUUCCCAUUGCACAUCCAACUUUAUGUCUAACUUUGAAAUAUAUUUCUAUAAUCUAAUCUGUAUGAUUUGCACUUUGAUGUGUAUUCAAAAACUUUCCAAAGCCUCACUGCAUGCAAAACUUAUAAAAUAUUGGGUCAACUCUCCUGUAAAACCAACCACUGCAUAUACCUCAUCAAUUGUAAACAAUGUGGACAACAACAUGUUGGGGAAACUACAAACAUCAGACUUAGGACCAACAACCACCGAUCUUCCAUCAAAACCAAAAGCGUGACCGAACCCGUAGGGGAACACUUCAACAAAGAAGGUCACAUUUGGCAAGACAUGCAAGUGGUUGUUAUUGAUCAUAAUCCAACAUGAUGGACCGAUGCAGAGAGAAAGAGCACAGAAAAAUCCUGGAUGCAUCGUUUGAAAUCAUUCCGUUCAGAUGAUACAGUACUGGUGUCUGAAACUAAAGAUGACCUUCAAUACCAACUGAAUUGUUUUCAAAAAUACUGUGAAAAGUGGGAGUUGCAAGUGAACGUGGAUAAAACUAAAAUUGUUAUUUUUGGCAAAGCAGGCCAACCUUCUGAUGAAGACAGGUGAAAAUGUCUGAAACACAGUCAACAACGUCUGCUGUGUCAAGGUUAUCUGUAUUGGAUUUGGUGUGGAUUUAUGUUCUAGUCAUGUUAACAUGUCUGCGACCUAACAGGGCAACGAUACAACCAUGUGGCGCUUCUCUUCAAACUAUCAAAGAUGAUUUUCAUUGCCCUCGAAAUCAAUUUGAAUGGAACAAAAAAGCAGAAGAGAUGAAAUGUGCUUCCUUCUCACAGAACUGUACAGAGACGUCCGAUUUUGUAUAUCAUUGUUUGGUAAAUGCCUGGGGCAAUGGUACAAUACAUGUCUGUUCACCGUCAAGGAUUAUCUUUGGUCGAUUGUGUUCAGAAUUUAACAAAGGGGGAGCACGUGUUCAAGAACACUACGUGGUGAAUUGUACGUCAUGUCCAUCCGAUUACAACUCUAAAGAAAGUUAUAUGUAUCAGGAGUGUUAUGAAAAUAUCAAAGCACCAACGACAAUUUCAACAGAAAUUAAUUCGUCAUCCAGUAACUACCAAAGAGAAAAUGUGACCAUAGCGAGGGAAAAAAAUAAAUUUGGUGAUACAGGAACUGUCUUAUAUGCACCAAUAGCUGUGAUCUUCAUAUUGGUUUUCAUUUGUGUGAUUUUAUUUUAUUACAAACGACGGAAAUGGCGGAAACAACGAAGAGAACCUGUUAUUAGUACUGUCCUUACACUAUUGCCACUGACGAACCCAGAUCAAGAACAGCCAGUUGACACACCUGAUAUUGUUACUCCCCUUGAAUUGGAUUUAGAUUUCAUUGAGAUCUUGAGCAAAACAGUGAACCCAGAAAAGGAGGGAACAGAUGUAUUGAAAAGGAAAAUCCAUAACUCGGAGUUUCAUGAGAAAUAUGCAAGCUACUGUUUAAAACCAAAUCUUAAACAUAUGAGCAUCACAGGGAACUGGCGGAAAGAUUUAGGAAUACAAACUGCAGCAGAUUUCUUCAACAUAAAAAUAUAUGUUGUUGUUCAGAUGGAAUCAGGUGAAACAAAAACAUAUUGUUUUUUCCCAAAGGAUUUUGAUACAAAAGAUUGGAUAAAAAUAGCUUUUGGGAAGGAAAGGGAAUACAUGCUUUUAUCAGAUUCUAAUUCGUCAAAUGAAGAAGAUGCAUCACUAACCUAUGACGAUGUAUUUGUUCUUAAUCAUUACACAAAAGCAUUGAACGAAACAGAAUUGGAAGAGGAUACAUUAGAAGUUGAUGUACAGGAAGAUAUCAAUCUACAUUUACAGCAUCGUUUGACAUCUUAUACAAUACCUAUGAUUUAAUCAAAUGUGACUCAAGUCUUUGGCACUCUGCUUUCCCUUUUAGUUCUUACAGGUUAAUUGUUAUUUCAGAUUUACAAAAUUUCGGCUUGAGCAUCACUGAAGAGACAUAAGUUGUCGAGAUGUGCAAAUGUUGAAUCAAACUUGGUACCAUAUAAGUUUUACAUCUAAAGAUGAAAGCAUCCGAGACGGAUAAACCAUAAAAUACGUAUUUUACAAAUGUCAAAGGCAAUUUAUAUAUAUAUAUAUAUAUAUAUAUAUAUAUAUAUA
Ostrea edulis (European flat oyster) is the source of this 2307-nucleotide messenger RNA. RefSeq lists its product as uncharacterized. Lineage: Eukaryota; Metazoa; Mollusca; Bivalvia; Ostreida; Ostreidae. Bases 766 to 2040 code for a protein of 424 amino acids. The record is from RefSeq and is a predicted model, not a curated record. The transcript has 11 exons.